Trichomonas vaginalis G3 is the source of this 426-nucleotide messenger RNA. RefSeq lists its product as uncharacterized. The record is from RefSeq and is a predicted model, not a curated record. The transcript has a single exon. NCBI's taxonomy places the organism in Eukaryota, Parabasalia, Trichomonadida, Trichomonadidae. Bases 1 to 426 code for a protein of 141 amino acids.
AUGGGGGAAGUGAUUGAUCAUCGUUAUUCUGAUGGCUCUGUUGAAUAUCUUUUGCAAUCAGAAGAUUCGAAAAAGUGGAUUCAGCCUGAUUCGGAUAAAUAUAAAGAGUUAAUUAACAUAUAUUUAGGAAAAUUAAAAGAAAAAGGAAGAAAAGAAAGACGAAAACCACAGAUAAAUAGAUGCUACAAACCAUUAACAAAAAUUGUUCGCGAAAAAAUCAUUAAUGGCGAGUUAUAUUAUAUUGUAAAAAUAGAAGGUGAAAAUACACAUUAUCUGAUUCACUCCCGUAAUGUUGGGAAUAUGAAUCCCCAACUUAUUUCAACUUUCGUUGAAAAAUCAUUUGCAAGAGAUCCAGCUGCUUUAGGAAUCACCGAAUACAAUAAGAUUGAAAUACACGCAACAGAAUACGUUAUUGAUGACGAUUAA